This is a messenger RNA of Penicillium cataractarum, 1254 nucleotides long. RefSeq lists its product as uncharacterized. The record is from RefSeq and is a predicted model, not a curated record. Bases 1 to 1254 code for a protein of 417 amino acids. The transcript has a single exon. NCBI's taxonomy places the organism in Eukaryota, Fungi, Ascomycota, Eurotiomycetes, Eurotiales, Aspergillaceae.
AUGUCUUCCUUCCCGGUUACUUUUUUCUCUCCUUUUCUUUCGUUGCUUUUCCUUUUCCUUUCUCAUACAGAUUUGGUCUCUGGAUCAAAUAUAGAGCACGUUGAACGCUCUACUGAGAAUCGUCCUCCUCUGGAUAAGGCGCUACUCGGGAUUCAGAUUGGCAGCAUUGCGGGUGCCUACUUGAUCUUUGUCGCGACUCUUCUUGCACUGCUUCUAUUUGUCGGACGCAGAAUUCGUCGGACAGUUCAGUCUUCCAACUACUCCCUUCAGAUGGAAAUGCUGCAGCCAGCAAAGCAACCCCCAAGCAUGGAUCCCAGCCCAGUUUCUCCUAUUACCCAAACUCUCCCUAGUCCCACGGCGGGUGGUUUCACUUCCUCAUGGGGCAGUAUUCCUCGAGGAGGUCGACCAUCUCAAACAUCUGUCAACGGUAGUAUGGUCACGAUUGACGAGUCGGUCGUGGCUUCAGACCGUCAAAGGGCACAAGAUCAAAUGGAAAUGCUCUAUGCGGCAGUCAUGGAGCAUGAUGCUCAGAAGGCCUCGGGGGUCAACAUCUCUGCGAGAGAUGCGGACUCACAGGCAAACUCCCCCGACAGCCAAUAUACCAAUCCUUUCACCGACAGACAUGCUUCUCAGCCUCUAGAGCCCUCGUACAGAGAGCCAUUGAAGUCUCCGAAGUCUAACGGUUCUCGUCUUUCCAAGCUAUUCAGCUCGAAAUCGAGCUCGAACCCGGAUGGAGGAAAGCUGCGGUCCCCGCGAUUCCCCCUUCGCAAAUUGGGUAUUUCAUCCCCACUUGCCUCGCCAGACAUGAAUGCAUCUCGAUCCUACGGCCAGGAUCAGGCGCCGCUGUCUCCCAGAUUCUACAAUCCAGGACCACCUCCAACGGCUCCUCACGCAGGGCCCCCUGUUGCACAGAUUAUGGCCCCUCCUGGCCGAGCCCGGGCACCGCCAGCACCACUAAACUUGUCUACUGCUGGUCAGCCCCCUUCCAAUCUGCCGUUCCGUGACGCAUACCCAUUGCAGAGCGCACCUGCAACGAAGACUACCAUUUUGGAACGCCCUACGAAGAACCGCAACGGGCCUGUAACUGGAAUGCCCACUCCCUACAGUGCUUACAUGCCCUUCACGCCGGUAACGCCAUUCACCCCCGGACGAAUGGUGACAAAGCGUGAUCGCCGGCGCGAGGAGCGCGAGAAUGGCCUCCGAGUGUUGAACGAAGACGAUUUGGUAAAGGAUGACAAAGAUGUAUGGGGAUGA